This is a messenger RNA of Coregonus sp. 'balchen', 1576 nucleotides long. The record is from the annotation of a GenBank genome assembly. NCBI's taxonomy places the organism in Eukaryota, Metazoa, Chordata, Actinopteri, Salmoniformes, Salmonidae.
AUGACAUUUGUUGCUGGCAGUAAAAUGGACUGGCUGUCCCCACGCUAUCACAAGCAGUCCCUAGCUCAAACUCUCUGUCGUUCGGGAUUGUUCGUGAUCUGUAUGGUAAGUUCAUUAUUUUGUUGAAUACAAUUAUAUAAAUGUAUCCAGAUGGCAAAUUAAUAAUGUUUUGGAAUGCAGUUUUGUUGCAAUAAUUCACAAAUGGCUAUAUAAGAUCAGUUACCUAUAACAAUAAAAUAUAUAGCGGACAACCCUCACCAAAUAGUCACAGAUUCAUUUUAUUAAAGUGAAAUGCUUCUCUUGUACAAAACAAUUAUUGACAGAUGUUUUUGGGGGGAGGGGUCACUUUGUUAUUGAGUGAAAUGCCAAUCACUCCAUCUCAUGCCAUGCUGCUUGCAGAGAGACAGAGAGAGGCUGCAGCGAGAGAGAGAGAGAAUUAUAAAUUGGCCACUGUCUGUUCCAACUAGCCAUUCAGCUGUGGCAGCACAAUAAUAAGAGGAUAGAGAACAGAGAGAGUCACCAAAAUGAAGCCCGGACACAGCAUUCCAGCAUUCUGAUGGGACAGCAGGGAUAAUACCUGGUAUUGUUCACUGACCAAUGAAUGACCAUCAGGGACCAUGUCCUGACUCCUUCUACAACUUGCCCUGAAGUGACCUCAACUCAGAGAUGUGAUUGUGGGAUAUUGCCCAAUAGCCUAACCGCUGAUGCAGGGUCAAAGAUAUGGUAUCUGAUCCUAGAUCUGUCUUUGAGGACAAUUUGUACUACCUGGAGUGAUAUGUGAAAGCAUUACACUUAUUAUGUGGCAUAAGAGGAAUACCAUCAGUACAUUGUUCCUUAUAAGGCCAUUUUGGGAAAACUGCCAUUUUAUCUAUCCUCUCUUCUAGCUCGAAAUGAAAACUCAUACAUGCUUAGAUCUCAAUCUUGUUUUAUGCUAACGGUCCCGAAAAUUAGAACUGAGCAUGGAAAAAGGUCCUAUCAUUACUCAGCCCCCUGGUCUUGGAAUUACCUAAAACUAAAGGAACCUGGUGUCCCUGGAGGAGUUCAAAGGACAAAUAGAUUAACAGAUUGUUGAGACGUAGUUGUUUCUUGUUGUCACCCGAUGUCACGAGUUUGCGUUGCCUUAUGUAAGGAAGCAUGUUGUUUUACUUCACACAAACAUCCACUGUUUAUUUGCUGUUGUAUUUGUGCUGUUGCCAGUGUCUUCUGUCUGUGUUGUCCAUUUUAUUAGAAUUUUUUAAUUUUUUAAUCCCUGCCUCCGUCCCCACAGGAGGCCUUUUGCCUUUUCCAGGUCGUCAUUGUAAAUAAGAAUUUGUUCUUAAUUGACUUGCCUGAUUAAAUAAAUAAAUAAAAAUCACAAGGUGGGUGACAUCUUGCGAUUGGAAUAUUAAAAUGAACUGUGUUGCUGUUCCUCCUCCUCCCUCUUCUCCAGGGAAUGAUGUUGACCAUGUCUAUGUAUCCCAUGCUGAGGUCCCUGGGUGUAAAGCUCCAUUCUUCCAUCUCAGGGAGCUACAUACCUGGACACCACUCUGUUCUCCUCAUCAACUGCCCCAACGAACAGACAGCCAAGGACAUCGGC